Molecule: messenger RNA, 1545 nt
Organism: Aspergillus calidoustus
Lineage: Eukaryota; Fungi; Ascomycota; Eurotiomycetes; Eurotiales; Aspergillaceae
Source: the annotation of a GenBank genome assembly
AUGGCCACCAAAGAUCUGCCAACUCACCUGUCCUCAAACACUGGGUUUGGGAAACACCAUGGAAAGUCCCAGUCUCACAUGGCAUUCGAAAAUGCCUCCACCAGUGUUGCCGCUUCUCAGAUGCGCAACGCCCUGAACGCCCUCGCGGAGACCGUCCCUGAUCCCAGCGAACGCAAGCGAUUCGAGGCCGAGACCGACAACUUCUUUGCCCUCUUCCGUCGGUUCCUCAACGACAAGGCCAAGGGCAACGUCGUCAACUGGGAUCGCAUUGCCCCCCCUCAGCCCUCACAAGUCGUCAACUACGAUGAUCUUGGCAGCGAGGCCUCUGUCGAGUUCCUCAACAAGCUGGCCGUUGUCAAGCUCAACGGUGGUCUGGGAACCUCCAUGGGUUGCGUCGGCCCCAAGUCCGUCAUCGAAGUCCGUGAGGGCAUGUCCUUCCUGGAUCUGUCCGUCCGCCAGAUUGAGCACCUGAACCGCACAUACAACGUCAACGUCCCUUUCGUUCUCAUGAACUCGUUCAACACCGACCAGGACACUCAGUCGAUCAUCAAGAAGUACCAGGGCCACAACGUUGAUAUCAUCACUUUCAACCAGUCCCGGUACCCUAGAAUCAUCAAGGAUUCGCUAUUGCCCGCACCCAAAUCCUUUGAUGCUCCUCUGCAAGACUGGUACCCCCCUGGUCACGGUGACGUCUUCGAAUCACUUUACAACUCCGGCACCCUGGACAAGCUCUUGGAGCGUGGUGUUGAGUACAUCUUCCUCUCCAAUGCUGACAACCUGGGCGCCGUCGUGGACAUGCGUAUCCUCCAGCACAUGGUCGAUACCAAGGCUGAAUACAUCAUGGAGUUGACCGAUAAGACCAAGGCUGACGUCAAGGGUGGUACCAUUAUCGACUACGAGGGCAAAGUCCGUCUCCUGGAAAUCGCCCAGGUGCCCAAGGAGCACGUCAACGAAUUCAAGUCUAUCAAGAAGUUCAAGUACUUCAACACAAACAACAUCUGGAUGAACCUCCGUGCUAUCAAGCGUGUUGUGGAGGAGAACGAGCUUGAGAUGGAGAUCAUUGCCAACGAAAAGUCCAUUCCGGCCGACAAGAAGGGCGAGGCCGACCAGGCCAUUUACCAGCUCGAGACAGCCGUUGGUGCCGCUAUCCGUCACUUCAAGAAUGCUCACGGUGUCAAUGUUCCUCGUCGUCGCUUCCUUCCUGUCAAGACUUGCUCUGAUCUGCUGCUGGUCAAGUCAGAUCUCUACCGUCUGGAGCACGGUCAGCUGGUCAUGGACCCCAACCGAUUCGGCGGUGUCCCGGUCAUCAAGCUCGGAGGAGACUUCAAGAAGGUCUCUGAUUUCCAGAAGCGUAUCCCUAGCAUCCCUCGUAUCGUCGAGCUCGACCAUCUCACCAUCACUGGAGCGGUGAAUCUUGGCCGAAAUGUCACACUGAAGGGAACUGUCAUUAUUGUGGCUACUGAAACCAGCACGAUUGACAUUCCACCAGGCUCUGUGCUAGAGAACUGCGUUGUGCAGGGUAGCUUGCGUAUCCUUGAGCAUUAA